AUGAAGGUCCUCACCAAAGAACAAGAGGAGGCUCACUACAAAGUCACUCUCAAAGGUGGCAUGAAAGGUCUCGCCCUUGGCACAGCAAUUGGUCUCACCGGCCUCGGUCUCGCAAGCCGCCGCUAUGCCAUCAUCCGCGGCCUUACCCUCCCCAUGAAGUCCUUCCUCAUCACCUCCUCCUCGACCUUCUGCGCCAUCGUCGCCGCGGACCGCGCCUCGCGCAGCUACGAAUUCGAGAGCAUGCCGAAGAACCUGUACAAGGACCAGGCGUCGCGAGACAUGGCGGUUGCACGGGAGAACGACACCACCUUCGAUAAGUUCAAGCAGUGGGGUCGUGACAACAGAUACCCCAUUGUGACGGCGUCGUGGAUUGCCAGCAUGGGUGUUGCCCUGCAGCUGGUGCGCAACAACCCGUAUCUGUCGAAGGCCCAGAAAUUGGUCCAGGCGAGAGUGUACGCUCAGGGUCUGACCCUGGCUGUGCUGGUCGUGACGGCACUCUUUGAGGUGGGAGACGCGAAUAAGGGUAGGGGCAGAUGGGAGACAGUGAUGGUCGUUGACCCCAAUGAUCCCGAGCACAAGCACAUGAUCGAGAAGAAGAUUCACCACGAGAUGUAUCCUGGAGAGGAUUUGUGGAAAGAUAUGGUGGAGGCCGAGGAGCAGAAGAUCGCAGCCCGCAAGCAACAAGAGGGAGCAGCGGCGGCGGCGGCAACCAAGCAGGCCAAGAACUAA
This is a messenger RNA of Pseudogymnoascus destructans, 729 nucleotides long. RefSeq lists its product as uncharacterized. Gene Ontology annotation, cellular component: mitochondrial inner membrane. Bases 1 to 729 code for a protein of 242 amino acids. Gene Ontology annotation, biological process: mitochondrial respiratory chain complex IV assembly. The record is from RefSeq and is a predicted model, not a curated record. The transcript has 2 exons. NCBI's taxonomy places the organism in Eukaryota, Fungi, Ascomycota, Leotiomycetes, Thelebolales, Thelebolaceae.